Rhipicephalus sanguineus (brown dog tick) is the source of this 767-nucleotide messenger RNA. RefSeq lists its product as uncharacterized. Lineage: Eukaryota; Metazoa; Arthropoda; Arachnida; Ixodida; Ixodidae. Gene Ontology annotation, molecular function: ribosome binding. The coding region runs from base 96 to 758 and encodes 220 amino acids. Gene Ontology annotation, biological process: inner mitochondrial membrane organization; protein insertion into mitochondrial inner membrane from matrix. Gene Ontology annotation, cellular component: mitochondrial inner membrane. The transcript is spliced from 4 exons. The record is from RefSeq and is a predicted model, not a curated record.
CAACAUUGGCCAGCGUUGUCGGCGUGAAACUUUCGUGCUUAUUGCAGCAUUUGCAUGCUGUUUAUUUCGAUUAAUACACUGCUCAAAGUGUCAGUAUGUAUUGGCGCACCUUCCAAUUACCAGUGUCGUUGCGUCUAGCACAAAAUGUUCUGCCGAGAACCGUUCGUAGUGUAUCUACGCCGCGUGUGUUGUGCGCUGCUCACAUUCACACAUCCCGUAGCAGACGCGACGCGCAUCCUCAAGGCAGGGGCCGAUCGUUUGUUCUACAAAACCCGUUCCGUUGGCUCAGCCUAUUCUUCGAUUUCAUGUAUCUCAAGAACCAGUGGGACCCGGACUUCAAUAGGUCUGAGUUUCUUGAAGGAACGAAGCAGGCGAUCUCUACUGUCCUCUCGCUUAUCGCAACCCAACGGCUAGAUGACUUGGCUGGGCUCGUAAAGAGAGAGGCUGUCAACCAAUUCAUCCAGGAAGUUUCACAGGAGUUGGGUUAUGGAAACACACGGCAUCUCAAUGACCCUGAUGAUAUCGUUGCCAUGCCUCAGAAAGUGACACUUCAGUCUAUUGUUGAUCAUAAAUACUGCGACAUUCAAAUGCAAUUCAUUGUGGUGAAAAACCUGGAGAGGGAACAGGUCUCAUCAGACAUGCCUCGUAUCUUGAUGUGCUUUAUUUUUGCCAAGUUUCAUCGCAACUACACUGCAGGAGUCUUGCCUGAAUGGACCAUUACGAAACUGUCGCUGUUGCGAACGUCUUCGAUUUCGUGACAGUGUUGA